Molecule: messenger RNA, 1718 nt
Organism: Alnus glutinosa
Lineage: Eukaryota; Viridiplantae; Streptophyta; Magnoliopsida; Fagales; Betulaceae
Product: protein REVEILLE 6-like
Exons: 8
Coding region: 63-980 (305 amino acids)
Molecular function (GO): DNA binding
Source: RefSeq, a predicted model, not a curated record
GGAGCUCCGAUUCAAACGGCGUUUCGUCGAACCCUUAGGACCCAAAACUCCUACCGUUUCUUAUGGUAUCCAAAAACCCGAACCCGGCUGAGGGCUUCUACUUGGAGCCGACCGGAAUGGCUCUACCAGGACUCGUACCCUUCGCCACGACCACUACUACUACGACGACUACAGCGACAACGGCGUCGACCACCUCUUCGUCGGAGGAUCCGAGUAAGAAGAUCCGAAAACCCUACACUAUAACCAAGUCCAGGGAGAGCUGGACCGAGCCGGAGCACGACAAGUUUCUCGAAGCCCUCCAACUCUUUGACCGCGACUGGAAAAAGAUUGAAGCAUUUGUUGGGUCUAAGUCAGUUAUACAGAUACGUAGUCAUGCACAAAAGUACUUUAUGAAGGUUCAGAAGAGCGGGACAAGUGAACAUUUACCCCCACCCCGGCCAAAAAGGAAAGCUGCUCAUCCAUAUCCUCAGAAGGCUUCAAAAAAUGCUCCAGUGCUCUUACAAAUGUCGGGAUCUUUUCAAACCUCAUCUGCUCUGCUUGAAUCUGGAUAUGUGUUAAGGCCUGAUUCUUCAUCAAUGCUUGGGGGUCCUGUAACUAGUGCUGCCAUGCCGUCCUGGACAAACAACAAUAUGCAGAAUCCUAAUAUAUCUCAUGGGACAAAAGGGCCAACAGCGGCAAAUAACUGUUGUAGUAGCACUGAAAGCACUCCAAGAACACGGCCUAUUGCUGAAACAACUGAUAAAGGAAAUCAUAGCCUUUCAUUGAGAGUUCUGCCUGACUUUUCGCAAGUAUACAGCUUCAUUGGCAGUGUCUUUGAUCCGAACGCUAGUGGUCAUCUGCUGAGGCUAAAAAAGAUGGACCCUAUAGAUGUUGAAACGGUGCUACUGUUAAUGAGAAACCUGUCAAUCAAUCUGGCCAGCCCUGAUUUCGAGGACCAUAGGAAGUUGCUGUCAUCGUACGAGAUCGGAUCAGACAACUAAUUAUGGUGAUGCAGACAAAACCUUGUAUAGUGAGCAGUCCAAAACUGUUGCUUAGGUUGGGCAGAAGAGUUUUGUUAUGGCGCUGUUGGCUUGUGCACAACCAAUCGUGACGUUGCCGGAGGAAAGUAAGAAGACAUUGGUCUUGUUUGGCAAAAACAUGUACAGAACAGAGUAGUGGAUUGUUAGUUUUGGAAUUAGUAAAAAGUGAUGUGAUAUAAAAUAAAAAGAAUUUGUAUAAAAAAGUGAAAAAGUUUUGUAUUGUAGUGAAUUUUUUUAUUUGAAUAGUAAUAAAACAUUAUUGAUGUGAUGUAGAAAGUGAAAAAAGUGAUAAUGUUUUGAUGUUGAUUGGUAGUGAAAAAUAUAAAAAUGUGAAAAAAAAGAAAAAAAAAAAAGAAGAAAAAAGUACGUAAGCAGUAAUAGCAUUACUCUGUUCUGUUCUGUAGCUUAACAAACAAGGCCAUUGCGACAGCUUCAAGUCCUCGGUGUUGAUAACCUGCUGCACUGGUUUGUGACUAGUAUUGCAAUGUAUUUUUUUGGUUGCCAUUUUGGUGUCUUGUAUAUAUGUUAAAAAGGAAAAAUAAAAAAGAAUACAUAGCGUGGGAAUGUAUAGUUGUUGAAGUUGUUUUCUUAAGGCUGAUCCUGUUUGGUGUAGGGUCUUCUUGUUGUCAAGUUUUGGUUUUGAUUAAUCUACUGAUAAGGCGCAAUACCUUGUUUUCUAGGGUAUGCCAGUGUAAUCAA